UCCAUUGCACACUAUGAUCCUGUUCUGACAAGGUAGGUAUGUUGUGUAUGUUGAAAGAAAAUCAAUUGAAAUUAUAACAAUGACAAUAUAGUUAAAUGAGAUUCUACACCUUACGAUAUAUUUUCCUCUGCACGUUAACUAGAUGUCCUAUUUGAGUAUUAAAACGGAAAUACCAUACAUAAAACUAGUCUGCACAAUACUUUGUUGCGUUCGUGGAAGUUGUAUGCUUGCCAAAAUGAAUAUUCUUUAUAUUUCUAGAAUAUUCGUUCAAUAUAAACAUAUCAUUUAUAAAAUGAUACGCAGAAAUUAAACAACGCUGUAUAGAGACACCUUUUCAGAGUUUCAGAACAAGAAAUCGCUUUUUGGUUGCGCAAACACCCCUGCUUGACACAGUUACCGAUUUCAUCGCGCUUGCUGUUCAAGAAAACUGUCCAUGUAUAGUUAGUAUGGAGUCACACUUGGAAAAACAGAUGACUAAGAUAGAUGAAACAAUUCCACACUAUAAAUAUUUGGACUGGGAUGCAAAACAAAAUGUUCCUAAGACCGCAGAACACUUUGUUGCGUUCAUCAGAGAGGUUGAAUACGUAUCCAAAUCAUCGGACUUGAAGGGACCGAUACUGGUGCAUUGCAUAAAUGGUGCUGGAAAGAGCGGCCUUUUUAGUGUUGUUUGGACGCUACUUGAAAAACUGAGUGAAGAUAAUGACGUCAGUGUAGUCAAUGCGGUGCAGAAAGUCAGAGCGAGAAGAGCGCUCGCUGUUCCAAAUAAGAAACAGUUUUACUUCUGCUACGAGUGUGUUCUCCAUUCCGUUAACGAAACAGAUAACGCUGUGUAUUACAACAUAAGUGGGGAUAUCCAGAGGGAAUGAAUACGGUAGGCCAAGGCUGAUACUUCUAACUGUGGAGCUAUGACAGCCUCUGUGCUGCAAUGACAUUGAAACAUGACUAUGUGUUCAUUUUUGCAUAACAGUUAUCAAAUAAUUCACAGGCCACUAGUAUUUCUUUUGAGAUUAUAAACAUUUCAUUGUAAAUAUCGUGGUAGCGUUUUGACUUUAGACUUGUUUUUGACCUUUGUACCAUAUUGGGGAACAACAGAUUCCUGUUUUAAGUUGAAAUAUUUCUUAUUACCGUUUCCAAUAGGCAAGUUUCAAUAUGCAAGGUUAUUAUGAACCAUAUUGCCGUUGAUUAGUUGUUGUUUAGCUCUCCACAAUAUCACUUUUUGAAUUAUCAUGUUUUGUACUACGUGUAUUCCAUUGUUUUGGUAUACGAGCAGCUGCACUUUAAACCCUUUACUAAAUGUAUUAGGAACCUGUACAAAUCAAAUACACAUAUUUUGUUAAUAUAGCUUUACUUAUGGAGCAUGUGUUUGUGUUAUGGGUGUUGAACAGUUUGCAAUAGGCAAAUUUUAAUAUGGCAGCUUAUUGUGAAUGAUAUUGCCGUUGAUAAGUUGUUGUUUAGCAAAUGACGCCGAACCAUCUUGACAUACAUAUUCAUUAUUGUUAAACACCAAUGGAGAUGUUCACUAGUCACGUGAAACCAUUACACAAACAAAUGUACGUGGACUUGAAUUUGUCCAGAAGAGAAUUAUCGAGGGCAGCCUUGCACGUUGAUUGACUGUAUUGAGGUUUGAUCCCGUUUUGGAAAGAAACAAUGAUAUGUCAAUAUAAUACACUACUUGAGUUGGAAACAAUGAGGGAUAAUGGUCUUUUAUUGGAGCAAAGUAGAUAUGUUAUCCUGUCGGUCAAAAUUCUCGGAUUACAGUCUAUGGCUCACUAGUCUGUAAUGGUUUUAUAUGUGACAUUAAAUCGUGGUGGAAACGUAGAAUAAUGAUGCUUCGCUCUCUUUGUGUAUAAUUGCAAUCGUGUUUUCUGUUCACUUACUAUUUCAUAUAUAUUGUUUUUAUA
Molecule: messenger RNA, 1901 nt
Organism: Mya arenaria
Lineage: Eukaryota; Metazoa; Mollusca; Bivalvia; Myida; Myidae
Product: tyrosine-protein phosphatase non-receptor type 9-like
Exons: 4
Coding region: 447-866 (139 amino acids)
Biological process (GO): protein dephosphorylation
Molecular function (GO): protein tyrosine phosphatase activity
Source: RefSeq, a predicted model, not a curated record